This is a messenger RNA of Physcomitrium patens, 1947 nucleotides long. RefSeq lists its product as uncharacterized. NCBI's taxonomy places the organism in Eukaryota, Viridiplantae, Streptophyta, Bryopsida, Funariales, Funariaceae. The record is from RefSeq and is a predicted model, not a curated record.
AUCAGGAUUUAGGGUUUCGCCAUAGGGCUUCCUUCAUUGUGCACUGGGAGAAGGGACUCUCUUCGCAGAGUGGCAACGCAGGAAGCGCAGCGGGGAAUUAGUGUGUGUGUGUGUGUGAGAGUGAGAGAGAGAGAGAGAGGCGUGUCUUGCGCAUGGUAAAUCGCGGUGUAGAGGCGCGAGAUUUCGGCGCUGUAGUCUGUAGGAUUCGUGGUGUUCGAAUUGGUGCCGAACGCCGUUGCAUCGUUUGGUAGUGUAUUCGGUGGAGCGUUGGGGAGAGAGGGAGAGAAGAAAAAAAUAUAUAUAUAUAUAUAUAUAUAUAUAUAAAUAGGUCGGGGGUGAGGUUUGAGGAGGUGUGAAGAUAGAACGGGGAAGAGGAAGUGGUUACGGUGGAGUAGUUAGGAUGGUCGGAAGCGGAAGCAAGAAGGGCGAUGGAUUGCCGGCAAUAAGCAGUACGAACAUCUUUGCCGCGCUUGAGAGACGUCGCUCCAAGUCGUCGAGCAGGAGGAAAUUGCAGCGGGAAAAGUCCAAGGGCAAAGAAGAGAGCGGCGAGGCGAAGCAGGAGGAGCAGGCGCAGUUCUGGUCGGCGACGCAGGUGUCCGUGAAGUCCUGGGCGGAUUGCGACGAUGAGGAUGACUACUUCGCCACCACUGCGCCACCCCCUGACAUCGACGUCGCUCCCGUUCCGGUACCGAAGGAGGCGUUGAGCCAAGGCGAGGAAACAGAAGGUGACGAAGAUGGAGAGGGAGAGGACGAGGUCGACGAUGAGGUUGAGGAAGAAGCAGAGAAUGAGAGUGGAGCGGCACAAAGGACUGAUGAGAUCCCUUCAAAACCGGAUGUCGUGGUACCUCCUGUAUCCAGGGAGCCUGAGCGACAGCUUUCUAAGAAAGAGAUAAAAAAGAAGGAACUGGCUGAUUUAGAGGCAGUUCUUGCUGAGUUUGGCCUUGAACCGACUGAGGAGAAAGACGAAAAUGGAUCUAAUCCUCACGCCGAUGACAAGAAGGAUUUUGAGACGGUCAACGGAAAUGAGGAAGGUGCUGGUGGAGUACCUGCACUCACGAACAGCAAGAGCUCCAAAAGAAGAAAGGCUAAGAAGGAGAAGUCCUUCAAGGAGAGGGAUGGAGAUGUAACGCCCACUCCUGACAAUGAACAGAAGGAAGAAGAGGUUGCUGCCGAAGAGGUCAGCGAGACGGUUGAUCCCAAAGAAAUUUUGAAACGGAUGCAGUCUUUGAAGAAGAAAAAGGCAGGGGAUAGCGAUUCAUCGGCAGCUAAGGCUGCUGCUAGAGAGGCAGCUGCCAGGGCUGCAAAACUCGCGGCUGCUAAAAAGAAGGAGAAAAGUCAUUACAAUCAGCAACCUGUGAGGUGAAUGGGACGUGUAGAGUAGAGCGGUCUCCAAGGAGUAAACCUCGUCCGUGCUUGUUGCGAGGCAGAGGAAUCAGGCAUGGGCAUUUUAAAAGUAUUUUCUGGUCCCAUCAUUUGUUUCAUCAGAUCGUAAACGUGAGCGUUAAUUCAAUUUUCGGGUUUGUUGCAGUGAGUUGUUACAUAUUUGUAAGGAGAAAUUCCUCUGUUGUAGCUUCUCAAUGUACUUUCAUGUUUAUCACUUGUAGUGUUAUCUCUGUUAUCUAAUUACUCCAAGGUUAGUGUACGAUGCUGGCAAUCCCUUCAGCUCCCAGCAUGUGCAAUACGAUGAAGCAAACAUGCAUGAUCAGACCCUUAAAUCAGCCGUUUGCGAAGCGAGUGUUUCAGCAUUGUGAUGGAUCUCAUUUCCUCUUGCAAUCGUAUCGAUCCACGAAGACUUACUCCUAAGCCACUCUUUGAAGGGUUGGAGUCGUUUCUGGAGUGACUUUUCCUUCUCUCAGUGGUAACUCUUCCUUCUCUCUAUAGUUAGAAGAAGGGUUUAGUACCAUUCUUUUGGAAACUUUGGAGUAAAGAGCAGAUAUUUUACCUUCA